CCACUCUCAACCAUAAAAGAAGGGUAAAAGAGGUUAUCUCCUUAUAAAUACCCAAACUCCCUCUCCAUUACCUAAUACCAUCAACCCUUCCCUUCUUAUACUCACAUUUUUCUUACAAAGCCUUUGUUUUUUUAUUUUUUCCCAAUCCCCGGCUCCCCGUGGAAAAUGCCUGGAGCAGCUGACAUCUCAUCGUCACCGGCCGCCGGCGGCCAUGGGCAGACCGUUUGUGUCACCGGCGCCGGCGGGUUCAUCGCCUCCUGGAUCGUUAAGCUUCUCCUUGCUCGGGGCUACACCGUCCGAGGAACCGUCAGGAACCCAGAGGAUCCGAAAAACGAUCACUUGAGGGAGCUAGAAGGCGCAAAGGAGCGGCUGACACUUUGGGAGGCCGAUCUUCUGGAUUUCCACAGCCUUCGAGCUGCCAUAGCCGGCUGCCACGGCGUCUUCCACGCCGCUUGUCCAAUUACCGAUGACCCAGUAAAUAAUUUAAAGGAACAAAUGUUGAGGCCGGCGGUGGACGGGACCAAGAAUGUGAUAAUGGCGGCGUCGGAGGCCAAAGUCCGGCGGGUUGUGUUCACGUCGUCGGUGGGCGCCGUGUAUAUGGAUCCCAACCGGAGCCACGACGUGGUGAUGGACGAAUCGUAUUGGAGUGAUCUUGAAUAUUGCAAGGACACCAAGAAUUGGUACUGCUAUGGGAAGACGGUGGCUGAGCAGACGGCGUGGAAGCUGGCGAAGGAGCUGGGCGUGGAUCUGGUGGUGGUGAACCCAGUGGUGGUGCUGGGCCCGCUGCUGCAAUCCAGCGUCAACGCGAGCAGCGUCCACAUCCUCAAAUACCUGGCCGGUUGGGUCAACACCUACGCCAACGCGGUCCAAGGCUACGUCCACGUCAGGGACGUGGCCCAGGCCCACGUCCUCGUGUUCGAGGCCCAGCCCGCCUCCGGCCGGUACCUCUGCGUCGACAGCGUCAUCCACCGCGGCGAGGUGGUGGAGAUCCUCGGCGAGCUCUUCCCGGAGUAUCCUCUGCCCACCAAAUGCUCGGAUGAGAAGAAGCCAAUAGCUAAACCACACAAGUUCAACUGCCAGAAGGUGAAGGAGCUAGGGCUGGAGUUCACACCGGUGAAGCAAUGCUUGUAUGAAACUGUCAAGUCUCUCCAGGAAAAGGGUCACCUUGCUACACUCCCGAAACGGCACUAAUUAAGCUAGGAAACCAGCUGCCACACCUAGGGAUGGUAAUUGGUCGGUAGUUGGUCUACCGAUUAUCACUAUAUCGAGCCGUCUGAAUAUGUUCCCGCCAAAUUAUUGAUUAAACCGUUAACUAGAAAACCAGAAUACCCGUCAUAGCCACACCAGAUCAAGAUGAACUCAUAUGUUAUUGUACUAUAUAUACUUUAUGCCCUAGCUAGCUAGAUCUCAUCUUGCACUGCUUAACUAGCUAGGGAUCAGUAACGAUGUAUUUUGGUUCCAAUGUUGGGUAAAGAUACCCUAAUGAUUAGUUGAAAACGGAU
This is a messenger RNA of Linum tenue, 1502 nucleotides long. Lineage: Eukaryota; Viridiplantae; Streptophyta; Magnoliopsida; Malpighiales; Linaceae. The record is from the annotation of a GenBank genome assembly.